AUGUCUCGAGCCAUCCCGACAGUCGACGCCAACGUUGAAACAGACUGCUUGAUCGUUGGGGCUGGCCCUGCUGGUGCUUCUUUGGCAUGUUUUCUGACCAACUAUGGAAUCAGAGUGAUGGUCAUCUCGGACGCGCCAGGAACGACAGCUACGCCGAGGGCACAUUUGGUCAACAUGGCAGGCCUUGAGUGUCUGCGCGACCUUGGCCUCGAAGACGAGUGUCUCCGGCUUGGAAACAGAGGGGAUGCCCUCAAUUCGAUCCGUUGGUGCUACUCAAUCACUGGGGUGGAAUACGGUCGAAUUCAUGCUUGGGGUGCUGGGCCUACCAAGAUGGGCGAAGUGGCAGACAUCAGUCCUUGUGCGUCGCUGGACCUCCCACAGACCUACCUCGAGCCGAUCCUGGUGCGCUAUGCAACCACUCACGGUGUCAAAUGCCUCUUCAACACGUGUUUCGCCGAACUCGAACAAGAUAGCCACGGAUGCGUAACCACGGCCGUGAACAAAAUCCUGGGUCAGAAAUUCAAAAUCCGAUCCCGCUAUGUCUUUGGAUGCGACGGGGCAAGAAGUCCCGUGGCGGCUCAGAUUGGGCUCUCGUACAACGUCCAGCCGUCGGGAGGCGUCGCAUACAACAUCUUGUUCAAUGCCGAUUUGGGGGACAUCAUGAAACAUCAAACGGGCCAUCUGCACUGGAUCAUGCAGCCCGACACGGAACUCGAGCACGGGGUCGCGCCUGUGCUGCGGAUGGUCAAGCCCUGGCAUCAAUGGAUCCUGGUGGUGUUCCCUAAACCAGGAGUGGACAUCAAAGCCUUUGGCUCUUCUCAAGCAGCGACUAAUCAGGUCAACGAUUUGAUUCAGGCCGUGAUCGGUGAUGACAGCAUCUCGUUCGAGGUGGUGGACAUUUCGAGUUGGAGAAUCAACGAGACGGCGGCCGAGUUCUAUUCCAAGCAGAACGUAUUCUGCCUUGGUGACGCCGUCCACCGACACCCUCCCAUCUUUGGGCUUGGGAGUAACACCUGUAUUCAGGAUGCCUACAACCUGGCAUGGAAAGCCGCCCUGGUGGUUCAGAGGAAGGCCUCCCCUGCCUUGCUGAACACGUACAACGUGGAGCGACAACCGGUCGGACAAGAUCUGGUGAAGUGGUCCAACGAGCUGCUGCGGAAUCAUGCGACGGUCUGGGGCGCGAUUGGUAUGUUUGAGGAAACCAAGGAGGCGCGCAUCCAGGCCAACAAGGAACUGUCGGAAGCCUCAGAGGCCGGUAAGCUACGACGCCAACAGCUCUUCGACGCGCUCGAACGCCACCGUGGCGAAGGGGACAGCGUGGGCAUGAUGAUGAACCAGUGGUACUCCAACACGUCCACGGCGGUAUACCUCGCGGACGAGGAUGGCCCGCAAGCGCCGUUCCCAGGCAACUACCUCACACAGGCCCGGGUUAGCACUUACCCGGGUAACCGGCUGCCGCACGCGUGGCUGAGCAAAGACGUGCCCAGCCAGGAGAUCUCGACGGUCGACCUGGCCGGAAAGAGCGCCUUCUCGCUGUUCACAGGCCACGGUGGUGAUGGGUGGAAAGCCGCCGCGCGCACCGUGGGCGACAAGCUGGGCGUCCCCAUCAACGCCUUCGCCAUUGGGUUCGGGCUCGACUACGCUGACAAAUACCGCGACUGGACCAAGCGACGCGAGGUCGACGAGGACGGCUGCGUGCUGGUGCGACCCGACCGGUACGUGGCGUGGCGGGCCCAGCGGAUGGGACCACCAUCAUCGUCGUCGAGGUGUGAAGAAAAGCUCGAGCAGGUCUUGAGGGCGAUCCUGUCGCUCUGA
Messenger RNA from Fonsecaea erecta, 1815 nucleotides. RefSeq lists its product as hypothetical. Gene Ontology annotation, molecular function: FAD binding. Lineage: Eukaryota; Fungi; Ascomycota; Eurotiomycetes; Chaetothyriales; Herpotrichiellaceae. The record is from RefSeq and is a predicted model, not a curated record. The transcript has 5 exons. The coding region runs from base 1 to 1815 and encodes 604 amino acids.